GACCAGUAUUAGAAUUUCAUGGUUACAACUUUUCCAACUGGGAACAUUUUUAUCAGUUAUUGGUAAGCUCUGGAGUAGACAAGUUCGGAAAGUUGGAAAAACUCCUCUUUACACACUCAUACAACCAACAAGAAAAAAAACAGUGCAAAAGGAAAAGUGAAAAAAGCAAAGAAAAAAAAGAAUAGAAAAAGAAUAUGUGGAAACAUAUUAUGAGGUGCCAAUUUGCUUAUAAGUGAUGAAUUCCAUUGAUUUUCGAUAAAAUCUAUUAUCCUGUGGAAAAAGUGUAAUUUGUGUGAAAAAAUAUUCAAUUUUCCAACUUAUAAUCACCUCAUUAAUUGCCCAGGAAGCAAGAAACAUCAAUACUAACUGUAAAAAUGCCUUGAUUGAAGUACAUAAAAUAAAAGCCGAAGAAUUAAAAGGAAACGCUUGCGUCCCAUUUUUAGGAUAGGAGUAACUUGAGAAGACGACAGAGGAGAGAGGAGGAUAUACACAAAAUGGCAGAACAACAAAAACUGUCGCUUUGUCCUCGUUUGGUGGAUUAUCUGGCCAUUGUUGGAGCCCGAACUAGUCCGCCAACUAGGACAAUUGCUGGAAAUAAAACACCCCCCGUUCAGAUGCCAGAGUUGUUGAGACGGUAUCCACCUUCGGACCAUGCUGACUUUCCACUUCCUCUGGACAUGGUGUUUUUUUGUCAGCCUGAGGGAUGCACAAGUGUUGGUCCCAGGAGAACUGGAUCUGCGGUUAGGGAUGCUACAUCGUUUGUUUUCGCUCUAACCGAUAAGGAUUCGGGCAAAACGCGCUAUGGUAUCUGUGUGAAUUUCUAUCGUCCGGUGGAUAAACAUGUUCCUGCGAGUGCGGCAGCACCCAUGGCAGCACGUGGAGGUCGUCGCAGUUCAGCUUUUCGACGAGAAUCAUGGCGAAAGAGCAUGGAACGAAGUUCGGAUUCAGCUUUUAGCAGCGACUAUAGAAGUAAUGUAGCACCAAGUGAUUCAGACCGUGAAGUACCUAGCCGAAGGGAUUCUGAUCCUCCACAUCAUCAACAACCACACCCCAUCCAGCAACCACCGAAGCUGGGUUUAAUAGCACCUAGUGCUGAUUCAGAGUCCGGUGGAAGCCAUACGCCUUCACCUCGGGCCUCAAGGAAACGCACAAAAGUCCGUAACCAAUCGCUGACGUCGCUAUGUAUAAUUUCACAUCAUCCGUUCUUUACGACAUUUCGGGAAUGUUUAUUUAUUCUCAAAAAACUCAUCGAUGCCUGCAACGAGUCGUCCAGCCCGAAACGAGUUGGUGCAUCUAAUAAAGUUAAUAGGGACAAUGUUUGGACGGUUUUAACUGGUAAUGCGACUGAUGCUACACCCUCCAUAGUUAUUCAUGAUGUGAAAGAAAUCGAGACUUGGAUCUUGAGACUGCUUUCUACUCCCGUACCAGUUCCCGGUUCAACUAGGGUUGAGGUGGAAGUGCUGUCACCCACAGUACAUGAACCUUUACUCUUUGCCCUGCCCGACCAUACAAGAUUUUCGCUGGUGGAUUUUCCAUUGCAUCUGCCUUUGGAGCUGCUUGGUGUAGAGACGUGCCUAAAAGUGCUGACCUUGAUUAUACUCGAAAAUAAAGUGUUGUUUCAGUCGCGCGACUACAAUGCCCUCUCCAUGUCGGUUAUGGCAUUCGUGACAAUGCUCUAUCCGUUGGAGUACAUGUUUCCGGUGAUACCAUUGUUGCCCACCUGUAUGAGCUGUGCAGAACAAUUGCUCUUGGCACCGACUCCCUUUGUCAUUGGAGUGCCGGCAACAUUUCUUUUAUAUAAAAAGAAUUUCAGCCUUGAUUACAGACUCCCAGAUGAUAUUUGGGUAGUUGAUUUGGACUCAACUAAGUUAUCACCGCCAACGGGUGGCGCUGAAGAAAUUCCAGGUUUACCCGAACCCGAAGGCACAAUUUUGAAAAAUCACCUUAAGCAGGCUAUGCAACUAAUGGAUCAAGCUGGACUUGGUGCUUUAACAUCAAUGUCUGCAAGUAAUCAAGCAGCUUCAAAUCAACAGCUAAUGCCAUCGAUAAGAGAUAGCUUACAACAGCCACCGAUACUAGGUGUUUCGUCUGCUCGGCUACCUUUGCAAUCACCAUCAUCAGCACAGGCAAGUCAACGCAACUCGAUAUCCACUCAAGGUGUUGCAUCGCGUCAGCCCAGUCCUAAUGCCCCUCCCGCAAUAAAUCCAAUUAUCUUUGGGACUGAUGUAGAUUCAGUUGAUGUUGCAACACGGGUUGCUAUGGUUCGAUUCUUUAAUUCACAAAACACCCUAGCCAACUUUACUGAGCAUACUCGAACACUGCGGUUGUAUCCAAGACCUGUUGUAGCUUUUCAGAUCAACAGCUUUCUAAGGUCUCGACCUAGGGCAUCAGUAUUUUUAAAUAAAUUUGCCCGAACUCAAGCAGUAGAAUUUUUGUCAGAGUGGUCCCUAACGCCGACCAAUGUGGCAUUCUUACGCGUUCAAACGGGUGUCCUUGAUCCAAUACAAGUUGGCGACAAGGCGAAGUGGUUUGCCCAUGGGCUGACUCCGAUUCGUUUCUCUGUUUGGGAUGAUGGAAGUUCGUUAAAUGGAGCUCUUCGAAGUCUUCAACAGCUAGAAUGUCAGCCUACGGAUGAAAGUGGUUCAGAUUCAGAAGGAGCGGAGAGCACAAGUUCAUCAUAUUCCUCACUAAGUGAUUUCGUCUCGGAAAUGGUAUCUUCAGAUCUUUCACCUAGCUUACACGAUGUAUUCGGACCUCAUCAUCAUCACCACAAUGUGCCCCAGACCCUUUCAUCAAACCUUGAUGCUAGUUUAGUAUAUCAUCCCCCAAGUAAAUUGCAAUAUCCUGAAGGUGUGAUUGUACAGUCUUCCAAAGAGGAUGACGACCGACCUGAGUCGCCACAUUCCUCAUCAUCGAGUCGAUCGGACUUAAGUUCACCAAGUUUUAAUCGGGAUUCAGAAUUUGAUUUCCCUCCUAAAGGGGAUCCCGAAGUUUUACUCAGACCAAAAUCAAUGGACGAUGAAGAAAGUUCUCCAGGAUCCCAAAAACUCCAACGAAAUGCCUCUGAUCUUGAAAAGGGAAAUUUAUCUGAUAAAAGAAAAACUACGGCACUUCCGAUAACACCGACUGUAGUACGACAGCCAAGUUUUUCUAAUAUUUUAGCUCGAACCAGUUCGGGUUCGAGUUCAGGAAGCCCUGGCGGUAGUCAAAGACAAGGUUCACAAGGCUCUUUAUUUGAAAACUUUGCUUCCCAUGCUAAGGAUCUAGUGAGAGAAACAACUCGUCAAAGUAGUCAGGAAGGCAUAUUGGCUCAUGUAGACAAGGAAUCAGUGGACGAAGAGGAAAUUAAAUUCAAUCCUCUUGAAAAGCUCACACUUCAUGCCAAAAAGGCUGCAGGUGAAGCUUCUAAACAAGCAAUCGAAGUUUCCAAGCAAGCAGCAGGUGUAAGCAGAAAUACAUUGGAUGAUCUAACCUAUGUUGGAAAAUCAACUUUGGGUGAUUUAACAAAGACAGCAAAAGAAGCUGCUACUAAAAAAGGACUCAUGAAAAACAAUGAACAAGAUAAUAUGAUGGAUCUUCAAGGACCUGGAAAUCAAAUUGCUACACAAAAACAAGGUGGAUUAAUGCAAAACACUGGUAGAGAUUUCUUUUCUUCUAUUGGAAGUGAUAUAAACGGACUCACGUCGUCCACAAGUGCAAUGUUUUCAGGGAUGUUUGGAGGGAAAAAGCAACAACAACAGCAGCAGCAGCAACAGUCACAGCAACAAAGACAGCAUCCCAAUCAACACCACCAUCAACAAGGUCAGGCAGCUGGACAGAAAUCAAAAAGCGGUCUAUCUUUUGAUCCCUUCCCAGGACGGAGAGCACUGGCCGAGAGAACUCCAUUGAUAAAGCACUCAAGUCCAAAACAAAGUCAAGAAGAAAUCCAAAGGCAACAGAAUCAAGAACGAUCUCAUAGCAACUCAGAAAAUCAAGCCUUUUUGAAGGAUGUUAUUAGCCAGGUUAUGGCUGGAGAAGGCGUUGGCUGGCUGAAGCUAAAUCGACUUAGAAAGCUUAUGGAAGAUGAGUCCUAUCGAAUGCUGGUGUUGGGAAAACUCAAUAAGACACUGGAUCGUAAGAUCGCUCCAGAUGAUCAUAUCGAUGAUGUGUGUAUCCCGAAACCCUUAUGGAAAGGCAUCCUUAAAUGCCUCCAAGCAAUAGCUUCCGGCCUCGAUAGCACAUUCUCGAACUUUGGCAUGGGGGGAAUGGCUUCGGUCUUCCAAAUGAUGGAAAUCGCUCACACUCACUACUGGAGCAAGGAACUCACUGAAAAUACCAGUGAAAUGAGUCCCAGUUUACUCUCAAGUCAUGCAGCUAGCCCUAUGGGUAGUCGAGAGAACCUGCGUUCGCCUUCCAGUCCGAAUCCCUCGAAUCUUGGCAGUGAAUGGGCGUCACCUCAGGAGUCUCGCAAGAAUUCCACACAAAUCGAUCGCAGUGGAGCUCAAAGAAGAAUGUCAUCAGCUGACAGUCAAGAUGGUCAAUCUACUACCGAAAUGUUUAAAGACAUGUUGACACAGAAGAGAAAUGUCCUCAUGAGCAAGCUUUCUUCCUUUGAUUCUGAUGGUGCCGGUUCCACUGGGGCACUCUCAGUGGUGAGUGACCUUCUUCCAUCCGGUCAUAAGGGCGGUGGACAACGUCUGCCUUCCAUAAGUUGCCGCUCGACCGUAUCCGAUACUGAAUAUGAAAAUACAAAUAUUCUAAAGGAUUCCAAGAAAGGUGGAAAUUUGUGGUCUGGAAAAUCGACGUUGAGUGCUGGUUUUCGGUAUACUGGAGGUCAUUUAAUAAAUACAUCCUCAUCACCAUCACCGGAUAGUCCAAGGGUUUAUCUGUUCGAAGGCUUAGUUGGCAAAGAUAGGCUUAUGUUGUGGAAUCAAAUGCAAUUUUGGGAAGAUGCAUUUUUAGAUGCAGUUAGCCAAGAACGAGAUAUGAUUGGAAUGGAUCAGGGACCUGGAGAAAUGAUGGAAAGAUACAAAUCUUUGAGUGAAUCGGAGAGAAAACGUCUGGAACACGACGAAGAUAGACUACUUUCAACAAUGUUGUACAAUUUGACAGCAAUCCUAGUUAUGUUGAAUGUUAACAAGGAAGAGAUCAAGCGGAAAGUUCGUCGUUUGCUUGGAAAGAGCCACAUUGGUUUGGUUUACUCACAAGAAGUUCAUAAUUUAGUGGAUCAAAUCAAUAACUUGAACGGCAAUGACAUCGAUUUAAAACCGCUUGGCUCAAGGCUCUUACAUCGUCAAAGUUUCACAGUACAUCAGGGUGUCGAUGCAACGGGCCCCUUGAGGUUUUUGGAAGUUCGUGAUGAUGGCUUAGUUUUGCGAUCAGUUAAUGGAACCAUUGUGGAACGCUGGUGGUAUGAACGUUUAGUCAAUAUGACCUUUUCACCCAAAACAAAAGUUUUGUGUCUCUGGAGACGUAACGGUGGACAGACGCAGUUGCACAAAUACUAUACAAGAAAGUGUAAGGAAUUGUACAAUUGCAUCAAAGAUGCCAUGGAACGUGGUGGCACCCCAACAAAUGUACCUGAACUUGGUGGAGAAUUCCCAGUGCAAGAUAUGAAUUCUGGUGAGGGAGGUCUGCUGCAAGUCUGCCUCGAGGGUGUUGGUUUGUUAUUUGCUAACAGUAAGUUUUUCGUCCGUUUGGACCAUAUUCGAAAGUGCUUUACACAAAAAGGAGGAAUAUUCGUACUAGAGGAAUAUAAUCCAAAAACACGACAACUUAUUCAAAGAAAAUACAAAUCAUCUAUGGCCGAUCAAAUUUGUUACUCGGUACUUUGUGUAUUUUCUUACGUCGCCGCUGGACAAGAUCAAAAGAAAAACCCAGUUGUUAUGACACCUCAAAUUCAAGAUAUCCAUUCACAACAACAACAACAGCAGCAGGGCCAACAACCCCAAACUACAAGCCCCCGCAUACCAGCUCCACAAUCAUCACCUAAACCAACGCAUCAGCAACCGUUACCUCAACAGCCAGUCAGCAAGCUUCAAACAGUCACAAUUAAACACAGUGUACCACCACAAAAGCCAACUGUCACCACAUCCACCGUUCAGCCACAAACAAAACUUUCUACAUCUAAUUCAGGAAAUGGCGCCCAACAGAGGCCCACUCAUCUGCCAUCAAGGAGUCCUAUCUCUCCAAAUGCAAAAAACCUUCCACAACUACCGCCAAGAGUUCCUUCUCAGACAUCCGUUGAGUCAGGCAAAAGUGGUCGUGGUGGUCCUCCCGCUGCUGGUCCACCACCAGGUCCACCCCCAGCCAUUCCCCCAAGGAGUGGAAACUUAUCCCGUUGUGGAUCAGUUCAAGUACCUGCAACCAGUUCUGGUCGGAAAUUAGUUCGACAGGCUUCUGCAAAUUCAAUUCCUCCCCAAUAUACUCCUCAGCCUCCACCUCCUUUUGUCAUUCCGCAGCGAAGGAGCUCAAUAAGUAGACAAGGUUCGGUAAACAGCACAGGAAGUUCUGCGAAGUCUAGUUAUAGUGGUGGUGGGGGAGGAGGAGGAGGUGGAGGUGGUGGUUAUGGUGGAAAUGGUCAUGGAUCUCCAUUUGGUCAUAGAAAACACUGACAGAGAGAUUCGAUAUUUCAGUUGCGAUCAGAUCACCCAGUUUGUACCUCUUACUGCCUACCUUGGCUUUAAUUUCUUUUAUCUACAAAUAAAUACCUAACCCCAAAAAAAAUUAUUUAUGAUUUUGUAGUUUUUCAAGUGGAGUUGAAAGUUCUUUUCGAACAAAAUACAUUUUACACUUUAUGAAAAGGUUUUGUAAUACAUUUUAAUCCAUGUUCUGAGGAAAAAAGCUUUUGAGUUAUUUCAAAAUGUGUUCACAAAUUCGUUUAAUCGAAAAUUUUGGUCUCCAAAAUUCCGCUUAAGAAUUUUUGUUUCAUAUUUAGAUUUCAGUUCAGUAUAAAAUUAAGCUAAGAAAUUUAAGCUUAGUACAGAUAAAAGAAAUCAAAAUUCUGGAAUUUUGCACUAACAUAAUAUAGCCCUCAGCUUCGUCAGAACUGUUACUAAAAAAAUAGAAAAGUUACAAAAUUGCAGAAACAGAUACCCAUUCGCGAACUCAUACUUAAAAAAGGACAGCCUACAUAGUUUCCUGAAAAGCUUUAAUUAUCCUUAAACAAUUGGGUCAUCGGUUUGGUCUAAAAUAAAUAAACAAAGAAAUCCUUAACAAAAAAAAGUAAACUAAAAAAUGCAAUAUUGGUGUUUAAAUAUAGAACAGAAAAAUAAAAACAAAAUCAUCAGUGAAUAAUUUCAGAAGAAAAUUAUUAGAAAACUUAACAUAGCAAAAAUUAUAUAUUUAAAUAAUUAACAACGUUAACUAUAGAGAAACCAAAAUUAUUCAAAAUGUUGUGAAGUAUUGUAAUUCUUUUUUUUAUUUUAAAAUCACAGAAAUUAAAACAAAAAUCAAGUAAGACGUUUCUUAAAUCAAUGAACAAUAACUAAAUUUAACUUUUAAAAAAAGCAAAUAAAAUUUGAUUAAAUAUGUGUUUAAAUAGAAUUUAAAUUUUAAUAAAAAAUAUAUAAGAAAUGCAAUUAAUGAAAAUAUAAACAGCAAGACAAAAACACAAACAUCUUAUGCGAAAUAAAAAAUAAAUGAAAGCAAAAUCUUUGUAUCAGAAUGAAAUAUAGAAAACACAGAAUUCCUACAAAUUUAAAAUUUAAAGCUAAAAAUAUAUUUGUUAAAUAAUUAAAUGUCUAUUGAGAAAAGUUAAAAUUUUUAAUAAUAAACCAAAAAUAUUAACUUUUUUGUAUUAUAAAUGUGUAAAUGUGUAUUUUGUACUUAGCACCAUAAAGUCUAAGUUUAACAAAGAAUGAGAAAUUAAAAUAAGUAAGAAACUAACUAUAGGUGAAGGGGUUGUUAAGAAAAGCAGAUAUAAGGUAGAAAGAUUAAACUUUAGUUUAAAUUUUAUUUAAUUGAUUUGUUUCAGUUAUAUGAGUAUACAAAUAAUACAUUGUUAUAUUAAAUAAUUCUUAGUUAAAAUAAUAUUUUUUUUGUUAAACAAAAUAAAAUUUUUAAGUUAAACAUUUCAAAU
Molecule: messenger RNA, 8059 nt
Organism: Eupeodes corollae
Lineage: Eukaryota; Metazoa; Arthropoda; Insecta; Diptera; Syrphidae
Gene: Rab3-GEF
Product: MAP kinase-activating death domain protein
Exons: 26
Coding region: 495-6593 (2032 amino acids)
Biological process (GO): regulation of Rab protein signal transduction; regulation of apoptotic process
Cellular component (GO): cytosol
Molecular function (GO): guanyl-nucleotide exchange factor activity
Source: RefSeq, a predicted model, not a curated record